This is a messenger RNA of Actinia tenebrosa (Australian red waratah sea anemone), 1015 nucleotides long. RefSeq lists its product as uncharacterized. The record is from RefSeq and is a predicted model, not a curated record. Lineage: Eukaryota; Metazoa; Cnidaria; Anthozoa; Actiniaria; Actiniidae.
GAGCAGCUGCUAACGUUCUUUGUUCAAACUAGGGACGCUAGCUUUCCUAUUUUGAUCGAUCGUUUGGGCUCGUUAGAAAAUGAUUCAUUGUUGCUCAGAGUCAAUAAAUGCCGAAUCAUCUGAAUAAAUUAUUUCAUUCUUAUCAAGAAAGCUUUUCGGCAAGACCGCAAGCGAGAGAUAUUCACUACAACUCCAAACUAGCCAAGAAUCUCGUUUAAAAUGACGCAAGAUCUAAUAAAUAAGAAUGAUAUUUGUAACAGUUUCCUUGUAACUGCGAUGUAUAAAGAGUCAGGUGCUGGUUGGCCUCAUGAGACAAUAGCUGCAUGCAAGAUCAUCUGUACUGAUAAAGAUGGCAAAACAUGGGUAUCUCAUCAGAUCUACAAGAAUGAUAGUAAUGAUCAUGCAGAAGUAAAGCUCAUUAAAUACCUUCGAUGGCUUGGAAACGCAUUAGAGGCCAGGGAAAUUAUUAUUAAGGUUUACAUGAACUACUCACCCUGUUACAAGUGUGCUAGAAAAAUACUGAAAUAUAAAGGAGAUAUGGGAGAUAAAAUAAAAAUGACCAUUACAUUUGCAAACUUUUAUAACACACAUGUACAUGGAAGAAACAACCGGGAUGAUGCAUGCGCAAACAUUAAAGGGCUAAAGGAUCUAAAUGAAUAUAGAGAACCUGGGGUGAAACUUCAAUUGCUUGGAAGAGAUGUAGAAUGGAAAACAUUUCUAGACGUGAGUGAGUUUUUCGAUCUUGAUGAAGAAGAAAAGAAAAAAUGUUUGAAAGAGGCUAACUCGCAAGCAAGAAAAAAUAGGGAAGACAUUGAUAAGGAGUUCUGGGACGACAAAAUUUUGGGGAUGGAAAGAGUUACACAAAAACUCAAAACGACGAGAAUGAGUUAUGAAUGCGAGGAUGGUAAUAGUGACUAGCCACCCUCCUUUAGCUCAAAUUGCACAGUAUAUCGUUAGUAAUGUCCAGUCACCCCCCUCUUCUUAGAAUUCCUGGUAAAACCUUUGUAAUAGUCAA